Molecule: messenger RNA, 1254 nt
Organism: Rotaria sp. Silwood1
Lineage: Eukaryota; Metazoa; Rotifera; Eurotatoria; Philodinida; Philodinidae
Source: the annotation of a GenBank genome assembly
AUGCGAUUAUACGAUAUAAAUCUUAGAAAAAGACAUUGUAAGGCGGGUCAUUCCGAUUAUUUUAGUUAUUUAAUUAUUGAAGUAAAUUGUCAAGUAUGUUCUGGUGCAUUUCAAUAUGAAUCAUGUUCAACAAAUAAUAAAUGUGGAUGUUUUCAAGUAGCAUCUGAUAAUGGUCGUGGAGUUUGUGCUUUUCUUCGAUUAAAUUGUUCUCAAUUAAGUGGCUGUGAAACUGAAAAGAAUAUUUGUCAAAAACUUGAUCAUAUCUGUGUUUAUCAUCCACAUUGCUAUCAUUCUCCUGUUUGGUACCCAUUGGCAAUAGCAAGAAAUUUUUGUCCAGUAACAGCAAAUUCGUCAUCAAUAUUAUCAACUGAUAAUGAUAUUUGUGGGAAAGUGACAUGGUCUCCAAAUGGUACAACCGUAGCUGGUGGAAAUGGUCAAGGAUCAGAAUUAAAUCAAUUAAAUUAUCCUUUUGGAUUGUUUAUUGAUAAUAAUCAAACCAUUUAUAUAGCAGAUUCAAGAAAUAAUCGUAUUGUUCAAUGGUUUGUUAAUCAAACCAGCGGUCAAAUAAUUGCAGGUAAUGGAAAACCGGGAAAUGAUAGUAAUCAAUUAAAUAAUCCACAAGAUAUUUUUAUUGAUAAUAAUGGAACAAUUUAUAUAACUGAUACUAUGAAUGGACGUAUUCAAAUGUGGUUUAAAGGAGAUUUAAAUGGAACAACAAUUGUUGAAAAUAUUGAUCCUAUUGGAAUAAUUGUAGAUACUGAAGUAUCAAUUUAUGUAACUGAUUGGUUAAAGGGUCAACUUACAAAAUGGUUUAUGAAUGGAACAGUACAAGAAAUAAUUGUUUCAAAUCUUACUUUUCCAUAUAUGGUAUUUCUUGAUAAAAAUCAAUCGAUUUAUAUAUCGGAUACAGCUAAUUCGACAAUAAUAAAAGUAGAUUAUCAAACAAAGAAUGUCUCAAUUGUUGCUGGUGGAUCUUCAGGAGGGGAUCUGAACCAAUUAUCAUGGCCAGAAGGUGUUUUUGUCGAUGACUUCGGUACUGUUUAUGUGGCUGAUACUCGUAAUCAUCGAAUAAUGCAAUGGACACAUGAAGCGACAUAUGGUAAUGUUAUUGCAGGAGGAAAAGGACCUGGUUCUGCAUCUAAUCAACUUUAUUAUCCUUCAGAUUUAUCGUUUGAUUUUGAAGGAAAUCUUUAUGUUGUUGAUAAUGGAAAUCAUCGGGUACAAAAGUUUAUUAUUAAUAAAAAUCCAUGCUGA